AUGGAGAAGUUUCCCAAUGUCUCAUUUGAGCUUUCAAAAGAUGAAGAUAUUCUCAACAUGAUAGAUUAUCAUCGUUCAAUGGGGUUAAAUACAGUAACCAUGACUGUUACUAAAAAAGAUGAAGGACCCACUCAUGCCAUAGGGACAGAAACAGAGCUUAGUGUUCCAAAUGUUAGCUCACAGUCAUCAGAGCAUAUCAAGGAACCUUAUGAGAGGAUCACAAUCGAGGAAUCAGAGAGGAUCCCAAACGACAACCCUCAAGGAGAGCAUGUGUGGAUGAUGAACGACGUAGGGUUUCUCAAGGGAUGUAGGCCAUUGCUCUUUCUAGAUGGGACUUUUCUGAAGGAUCGCUACAAAGGGAUCCUAUUAGGUGCGACUGCUUAUGAUGAACCGUACAAUCCACCCUAUCCUCUAGAGAUUUUGUCAGAUGCCGACAAAGGAAUUAAACAAUCUUUGAAAGAUAUAUUUCCAGAUGCGUACCACUCUAGAUGUGUACUUCAUCUCGUUGAGAAUUAUAAAUUAAAGCUUAGAGAGAUGGGUUUUGCCUCAAGUGCUGCUCAACGUAUUUCAAAAUUAUUGGAGUUUGCUGCAUACAAGUACACGGAAAGAGAAUUUAAAGCUAUUUUACAUCAGAUUAGGAUGACAGAUCAAAGAGCUUACCAAGUAGCUCUAAGUUAUGGACCAAGUAAUUGGGCGAAUUCUGUAUUUUCUGGUAUAAGAUAUGGUCAUAUCACUUCCAAUGUUGCUGAAUCUUUCAACAGUUGGAUUCGUGUGGUGAGAACACUUUCCAUUUGCGAUAUGAUGGAUCACAUUCGUGUACAAAUUAUGGAAAGAAUGAAUACUCGCCGCGAGAUGGCAAAAAAUUGGAAUAGCUAUCUAUGUCCAGAAGCGGAAAAAAUCCUCCAAGAAAAUGUCACCAAGGGAAGCACUCUUGAAGUAUCGCAUUCUACAGCUGAAAUCUUUGAGGUAUCAUCACAAAAAUCAGUACAAGUUGAUUUGGAUCACAAAACAUGCACGUGUCGUGCAUGGGAUAUAUUGAGAAUACCAUGUAAACAUGCGUGUGCUGCUAUCAACUUUAUGCAUAGAGAUGUGUACCAGUUUUGUGAUUGGUUCAUGACGACUGAAGCUUUUAAGAAAAGUUACGAACUAAUUCUCUUUCCUGUUCUAAAUUAUGAUAAGCCAGAUGUAACAGAUGAAACAGUUAGCAUUCUUCCCCCAAAGACGACAAAGAGACGUGGAAGGAACAAGAAUAGACGUAUCAACAACAGAUCUGAGAAUAGACGUGCAAUUAGAUGCUCAAGAUGUCACGCUGAAGGACAUAACCGAGCCACAUGCACCGAACCUAUCCAAGAUUAA
This is a messenger RNA of Asparagus officinalis (garden asparagus), 1356 nucleotides long. RefSeq lists its product as uncharacterized. NCBI's taxonomy places the organism in Eukaryota, Viridiplantae, Streptophyta, Magnoliopsida, Asparagales, Asparagaceae. Gene Ontology annotation, molecular function: zinc ion binding. The record is from RefSeq and is a predicted model, not a curated record. The coding region runs from base 1 to 1356 and encodes 451 amino acids. The transcript has 5 exons.